AGGCUCCUCCUUCCGUCGGCGGAACUCAGUUCGGGGUCCCUGUGUCCCGGGCUACCGUGAGUGGGGGCGGGAGCGCAGCCGGCCGAGGAGGCUCAGAAGGGGAAGGGGACAUUGGGAAGCCACGGGCUGGUGGAGCCGGAGGCCGCCACCUCGGAGCGGGCCGCGCCUGCGCAGUGACUUGUGAGUGCUGGGCCUAGCCACGCCACGCCCCCUCCGCGGGCCCGCCCUCCCAUUGGUCACUCUAGCAGGGCCAGGCGCAGGAGCCAAUCAGCGGCGGAGGAGAAGGAAGGCAUGGCUCCCACGUCCCACCUGAGAGCCAAGCCCCGCCAGGGGUCACUGACCUUCCAGGACGUGGCCGUGGACUUCACCUGGGAGGAGUGGGGGCAGCUGGGCCCCACCCAGAAGGAGCUGUACCGGGAGGUGAUGCUGGAGAACUACGGGAACCUGGUCUGCGUGGCAGGACUUGCGGGAUCCAAACCAGAUGUGAUCUGCCGGCUGGAGCAAGGGGAGGCACCGUGGAGGCCCGGGGAAGGCUUCUCCGGAAGCGGCCGUCCAGAUUGGGAAACUAGACUUGAAAACAAAGAGUUAAGUUCCUCACUGGACGAAUUUAUAGAAGAAUCUUCCAGGGAAAAACUCAAAGUAGACAGUCCUUGUGUCUUAAAUUUGAGAGAAGCCUGGGAAUGUGAUACCAACUUAAAGAGCCUACAGAAUCAUGAGGAGAAACAUUCUAACAAAGUAAAAAUCACCCAGAGGAAGCGGCGAAGCAAAGUGAAAAACCGUGAAUAUACUAAGAACGGUAGAAGCUUCGGUGUAGAAUCAGUCCUUUCAGAAUUGAUUGUUCCUAAGGAUAAUGAAAACGGGAAAUCAUUUAGUAAUCAUCCAGACCUUAUGGAAAAUCAGAGAUUACACACUGAUGAGAAACCAUAUGAGUGUAAUGAAUGUGGGAAAACUUUCCUUUGGUCAACAGAACUUACCCACCACCAGAGAAUUCAUACUGAAGAGAAACCUUUUGAGUGUAAAGGCUGUGGGAAGGCAUUCCGCUGGAAUUCACAGCUUAUUCUACAUGAGGGAAUCCACAGUGGAGAAAAACCUUUUGAAUGUGAAGAAUGUGGAAAGGCCUUCCGACUGAGGUCACAGCUUACUUUACACCAGCGAAUCCAUACAGGAGAGAAACCUUUUGUAUGCAACAAAUGUGGGAAAGCAUACAGGCUGAGCUCACAACUUACUCUACACCAGAGAAUUCAUACUGGAGAAAAGCCUUUUAAAUGUAAAGAAUGUGGGAAGGCUUUUCACCUAAGUGGACGGCUUACAGUACACCAGAGAAUUCAUACUGGAGAGAAACCUUAUGGAUGUAAUGAAUGCGGGAAGGCCUUCCUCAUGAGGUCACAGCUUAUUGCACACCAGAGAAUUCACACUGGAGAGAAACCUUAUGAAUGUAAUGAAUGUGGGAAGCUCUUCCGCCUGAGUGGACAACUUACCGUACACCAGAGAAUCCAUACUGGAGAGAAACCCUGUGAAUGUAAGGAAUGUGGGAAGUCCUUCCGCCUGCAGUCACAGCUGACCGUCCACCAGAGAAUCCAUACUGGGGAGAAGCCUUAUGAAUGUAACGAAUGUGGGAGGGCCUUCCGCCGGAACUUAGAGCUGACUUUACACCAGAUACUUCAUACUGGAGAAAAACCUUAUAAAUGUGAUGAAUGUGGAAAGGCGUUUGGCCACAGGACAAAACUUACUGUCCACCAGAGAAUUCAUACUGGAGAGAAACGUUAUGAAUGUAAUGAAUGUGGGAAGGCCUUUUACCAGAGUGGACAGCUGACUUUACACCAGAGAAUUCAUACUGGAGAGAAACCUUGUGAAUGCAAAGAAUGUGGGAAGGCCUUCCGUCUGCAGUCACAGCUUACCGUACACCAGAGAAUCCAUACUGGGGAGAAACCUUUUGAAUGUAAUGAAUGUGGGAAGUCCUUUCAGUGGAGGUCUCUAAUUAUAGUACAUCAGAGAAUUCAUACGGGAGAGAAACCUUUUGAAUGUACUGAAUGUGGGAAAGCCUUCCGACUACAGUCACAGCUUACUUCACACCAGAGAAUCCAUACUGGAGAGAAACCAUAUGAAUGUAAUGAAUGUGGGAAGGACUUUCAGUGGAGGUCUCUGCUUGCAGUCCAUCAGAGAAUUCAUACAGGAGAGAAACCUUUUAAAUGUAAUGAAUGUGGGAAAGCCUUUCGCCUCAGUGGACAGCUUACUUCACACCAGAAGGUUCAUACUGGAAAGAAUCCUUAUGAAUGUAAUGAAUGUGGGAAGACCUUUUGCAGGAGAUCCCAUCUUAUUGGACAUAAGAGAUAUCAUAGUAGAGAGAAACUAUAUGAAUGUGAUGGAUGGGGAAAAGCUUUUUGAUAUAGUCUAGGACUAUAGCUGAUCAGAGAAUCCAUAUUGGAGAGAAAACUUAUGAAUAUAAAGUGGAAGGGCUUUUGCAUGAACUCUGGGCUUUGUGAUCAUCAGAUAAUUCUUACUAGAGAAAAGCCUUGAGAUUGUAAAGAAUGUGAAAAGUCUUUCCACGGAAGAUCCCAUCUUAUUGUACAUCAAAGAAUUUAUAAUGAAGAAACCAUGAAAAUGAAAUUAAUAUGAGAAAGGCUUUUUGUCAGUGCACAAACUUUGCUCAGUAUCAUAUGAUACAUAGCAAUGUAAUCAAUGUAGGAAAUCUUUCCAUCUAAAAAACUGACUUACUGGUCAUUAGAGAACCAUAUUUCAUCAAAAGCUUAGAAGAAUAAUAAAUAUGCAUACACUUUUUUUGGAGCAUGAUGUUUACUGCACAUCAGAUAAUUCAUCCUGGAGAUAAAACUUAUAAAUGUGUUGAGUGUGGGGUUAUGCCUUUCUUUGGAGCAUAUAAUUUAAUCAUCAAAGAAAUAGUGGAGAGAUUGGUAAUAUUUGAAGGGAAAAUAUCUUUCAGAGCAUCCACCUUAUCAGGCUGUUCAUACUUUUGAGAAAACCCACAUGAAUAACAAAUAUAAAAAUCCGUCAGCCAGAAUACUGCUUUAGGAUUUGAGCAAUCUUGUAAUCUUUCAGCUUCCAAGAAUGAGAAGGCAAUAGUCCUUUUACAUUGUGCCUUGGUUGGACCAUAUCUGGAGUAUUGGGUUCUGCUAGGGGCAUCACAAUUUAGGAAGGACAUUGAAAAUGUGGAAAACAUUUUAAAUAUGACAAGGCUCAGUAGAAGGAUCUGAGAAUGGUUAGUGUGGAGAAGAGAAGACUUGUGGCAUGUUAGCUCUGUGGAAGAGGGAUUACGUUUGCUCUGUCUCCAGAGGGGCAGAACCAGGAAAAACCAGUGAAAAUGGCACAGAGGCAAGGUCCAGAAUAUCAAGAGAAUUAAUGAAGAGAAAUAGGGGCGAGGAGGAAUAUAGCACCUCAUACCUCAAAGUAUAUUAUAAAAGUUGCAGUCAUCAAAACUGUCUUGUAAUGGUUAAGAGAAAAGAUUCAUGGGUAAGGGAAGAAUUUGUGAUGGAAAAAGAGCAUUAUAGGAAGUAAAAUGGGUAAUUUUUUUUUAUUACAUUGAGUUAAAAAGGCUUUGCACAAACAAAUCCAAUGCAGUCAUGACUAGAAAGAAAGCGUAAAACUGGGAAAUACUUUCAUAGCAAGUUUCUCUGAUAACGGUUGCAUUUCUCCAGAAUAUGAAGAACUGAGUCAGAUCUGUGAGAAUAUGAGCCACCUCCCAAUUGGUUGCUGUUUUUCUGUCCUUCAUUCUUGAAGAGGACCAAUGGUGUCAUGAGGGUGAUGUCUCAGCACGCUCAUGAAUUGGAUUUAAGUGAGGCAGGAUUGUGCAGAGGCAUCAGCCUCACUCCCAUCCAGGGAAAAGAAUAUUUGAGAUGACUUGGUGAGGGCCUGGGAUGUGGGAGUGACCUUGGCCUUUUUAAAUUAAAGUCUUUCCCAGGUCUCGGUUUGUCUGCUCUGAUUGAGCAAUGGUCAAAAGAUAUGAACAGGCAGUUUUCAGAAGAAGAAAUCAAAGCUAUCUAUAGUUACAUGAAAAAAUGCUC
Molecule: messenger RNA, 4016 nt
Organism: Phascolarctos cinereus (koala)
Lineage: Eukaryota; Metazoa; Chordata; Mammalia; Diprotodontia; Phascolarctidae
Biological process (GO): regulation of transcription by RNA polymerase II
Molecular function (GO): DNA-binding transcription factor activity; RNA polymerase II cis-regulatory region sequence-specific DNA binding
Source: RefSeq, a predicted model, not a curated record